Cladocopium goreaui is the source of this 1386-nucleotide messenger RNA. The record is from the annotation of a GenBank genome assembly. NCBI's taxonomy places the organism in Eukaryota, Dinophyceae, Suessiales, Symbiodiniaceae.
AUGCCAGCUCCUCGUUCGGAGGUGGUGCCAGAAACCCCUUUGCAGAAAGCUGCAAAGUUGGUCGAGAAGGUCCUGAAGGAUGCCAACAAUUGCCGGGACCAUGCCUUCAAGCUGAGACCCAUUGCGAUGAGCAGUGAUUUGAUUCUUCAGUUGAAGGCUUGCGCUGUCAAGCUUCAAGAGGCAGCAGAAAAGUUGCAGGCACGGGUCAAGCAGCAGAAGAACAAGAACAAGCAUUACGCGGUGAAUGAAACCAGAUCUACUGCAGCUGAACGAAUCAGCUUGGCGAAGGCACUGAUCCGGGCAGUUGAUAAGCCCAAGCCCAAAGCGAGGGCUUCCAAGGAGCCAAAGGAGCCCAAUGCGUCAAAGGAAGCCACUGGUGCAGAACAAGGUCUCCUCGGCGACUUGCAAAGGUGGUGUAAGGUGGUAUGCUUUAUCCAACCAUCAUCCGUGGAAAUUCCGUUGCUUGUGACCACCAGCGACGGGGACGGACUGGAAAUGAUGAAGGACACUGCCAUCAUUUGGCCAUGGGAUUUCUUUGCAUAUCUUUGGAAAAAUGGUAAGUUUCUGCAAUGGAUUGCGGAUGACCCAAACCAAGCUGCCGAUAGAAACAUUGAGUGUUGGAACCAUUGCGAGGGCUUAGAGUUUUUUGACCAAUUGCAACUCAGCCCUGACCAGUAUGGGUCCUGUGUCCCUGUGUUCUUCCACACCGAUGGGGUGAAGAUCUACAAGAAUCAAAAAGCUUGGGUAUAUUCCAUGAGUUCUGCAUGUCGAAAAGGGCCUUCAAUGUCGACCAAAAUGGUUUUCAUUCUUGUGCGCGAUGCAAUGGUUGUCAAAUCCAAGACCCAUGAUGCUAUCGGAAGAUUGGCUGGCUAUAUCAUGGAUACUUUGAUGACUGGUCGGUUUCCCACUAGGGAUUCUGAGGGGAACCCAUUUCCACCUGGCACCCAAAGUGCUGAGCGGGCCGGACAAUACUUCGCUGGCGGCUAUUGCAUGGCCUUUGCAGGUUUCAAAGGCGAUUGGGAGGCAAGAGUGAUCGUCCACAAACUCAAAAGGUCUUACAGGUCCACCUUUAUCUGUGAGCAUUGCAUGGCAUCUUACAAAGAGGAUUUUACCUUUGCUGACUUUCGCCCUACCGCACGAUCACAAGCCAUCCGGUUCUCUCACAAUGAAUUUUUGAUGCUGAACCCCAUGGAUGAUCAGAGUGCAUGGACAUCAGUAAAGGGAUGGACCAAAGACAGAAAUUUGGAAGAAACUGUGUCCAGGUUUCAGCCGGUUUUGUUUCCCACCCACAAUCAACUUUGCCUCAUUGAGUCGUUGGUGGUCUUCUCAUUCAAGCACCCCGAAUGCAAAGUCCACCUGAGCAAAGUUGGUAGUAUUCCAAAGUAG